Seminavis robusta is the source of this 1785-nucleotide messenger RNA. Lineage: Eukaryota; Bacillariophyta; Bacillariophyceae; Naviculales; Naviculaceae. The record is from the annotation of a GenBank genome assembly.
AUGACCGCUGCCGUCGAAACCACCCCAUCCGAUACGGACUUUUUCGCCCAAGAAGCUUCUUUGGAAAAGGAUUCUCACGCUGUCGAGGACCUAGCAAAAACAGACACCACUGGUCCCACUAAUGAGAGUGACCCCUCGAUAGAAUCAGCAUCGGAAAAGCCUGAGUCCAACGAUCCUGAUGGCAAAGGCCAAGAUGGAGACGAACGUCAACGGGGCCUGUUUUCGCGAAUUUUUCGUCGAGGACCCAAGAAACCAGAGCCUGGAAUCGAAAAUGGAGCGGCAGAUUUGUUGGAUGAUGAACGUGGGGACGCACCAACACACGAAGAAAGUAGUGGUAGCGCCGAGGAGGAGGAGGUGGAGGAUGGCUUUGUGACAGAGGAGGAUGGCGAAGAGGAAAGUUUUUCAGAGGAGGAAGAAGACGAUGAAGAAGAUGGCGACGAUGAAGAAGACUUUCAGGGCGCAGCGUCCGAAGACGAUGACGAUCAGGAAGAGUGGGAAUCGGAUAAUGACGAUGAUGAAGACGAGCGAGACGAUGAAUUUGUAGAUUUCGCUCAAGCCAACAAUUCCAAGUACGAUGAGGGAGACGAGGAUGACAAUGACGAAAUGUUGUCGCUGAUUGUCUCGGGCAACAACAAUACAGACAAUACAAACAACAACAAUAAUCAGAACUCUGGUAGAAUCAAUACACUGGGAGCCAGUCUGACUCGAUUCUUUGGAGCAAAGCAAAAUGACAGUGAACUGCCCAAGGAGCGACAAUCCCUAUUGUUUGCGGGCAAUGAAACUGAUGAUGAUGACGAUGACGACAAUGAUAGUCGAAACCAUGAUGACGAUGAUGGCGGCUAUCGAGAUAGGCCACGUCAAGAGGAACUGGGUCGUUCUCAAAACAACUAUUAUGAUGCUGAAGAAGAAGACGAUGAUUUGCGUUCGCAAGAAGGAGAAUAUAGACUUGAAUCCUUCUACCCAUCUGAUUCUCCUCGACGAGAAUACCCAGACGAACCAUCUCGCAACAAUCGACAAGAUCUGCACGGCAGAAUACAUGGAUUUGGAAGCGAUAGUAUUCGCAACAACAACAUGGAUGACAGUAGUCGAUUCUUUGUGGACACCAUGAGUGAGACACGCAUGUGUUCCAUGGACAUUGAGGCUGGUGAUGAACGCGGGGGGUUGUUGAAUGGGGUGGGAAAAGCAGUGUCCAAUAUCACCCAUCUGAUCAUGCAAAAACGGGCCUCCAUGGCAGAUCCAGGCGACGAGAGACGGAAAAUGAUAAACUACAUUGCUGAACUGGAACGCAAGUUGGAGCAAAAAGAAUUUGAGCUCCAAAAAUACAAGGGACGUUGUGAACAGCUUCAACUGGAAGUAAACUUCUUGAAAGAGAAUGAAGCACAGGAUGAGGAAGAAGAGACAGAUGAAGACGAUGACGAAGAGGAGGAGGACGACGAAGCCGAAAACGAAGAGGCCCAAGAAACGGCCCUGAUAGCUUUUGAGGGAAGCUCGACCGUGGACGAUGGCGGUGGGGGAGUACCAGAAGGAACGCUCAUUGAUGUGACAACAAAAGCACCGGUGUUUGAUCCCUUGUUGGAGUCUACCCGUGAUAGCGCGACUGACAAAAAGCCGAUUGACGACAAUCUGCUUGCUACCAACGUGGAACAAGAAGUCCCAAAGAAGUCAGAAGCAGAGCAAGAUCUGUUUGCCGUUUUUGAAGACAAAAAGUCGUCUGAAAACGAUCCGGCAUCCAAGCGAUUAGAAGCUGCCGGUACCGGUACCGACGAUGCUCUUUCAGAGGGCUAG